UAUAAGUCCACUCCCUGCAUACCAGCUGUUCCAAACGACAUGGCCCCCUGGUUCGUUUCUUCCUCCUAGGAAGACCAACAAGACCGCCUCGAUGGGCACCUCCUCCUGCAUUCCCAUUUUCAUCCUCCUACUCUUUAGUCCACUCUGCAAAUCCGAUGACCGGCUCACACAAGCAAAGCCGCUCUUUCUCGACGACACGCUCAUCUCCAAAGGCGGGGCUUUCGCCCUCGGCUUCUACUCCCCGACAAGCUCCAACGCAAGCUGGUACCUUUGCAUAUGGUACCACAACAUCUCCAAACACACCGUGGUGUGGACCGCCAACCGUGACAGCCCAAUCACCGCCCCUUCAUCUCCGAUGCUCGCCAUCACCAACAAUUCUGACCUGGUGUUGUCUGAUUCCCAAGGUCACAUUCAUUGGGCGGUGAACAACGACAUUACGGGCAUGGGAGUUGUCGCGGAGCUGCUCAACAAGGGAAACUUUGUCCUCCGCCGGUCUCCAAACAACACAACCAUAUGGGAGAGCUUUGAUCACCCAACAGACACCUUGCUCCCAACUGCGAAGAUCUUGUUCAGCACGGGGCGACUCGUAUCAUGGAAGGAGCUAAAUGAUCCGUCCACGGGUAACUUUUCUUUGAGCUUUUACUCAAGCUCAACCCUUCAAUUUAUCAUUUGGAAUGGGACUCAACCCUACUCCCGCAUCCUUAUGCCCAAUGAUGGAUCGGUGUUUGGCGACACAUACCCGAACAUCGUCUUCUCUGAAGCCAUUGGCGGCACGGGUGACGGGUUAUAUUAUCAAUACACAAUCAUUUCUGACAACUCACCUUAUGUACGUGUUAUGCUUGACUACAUGGGCGUGUUGAGGACUCUCAGCUGGAACAACUUGUCAUGGACAAACAUUUCUGUACGUGCCACUAGCGACUGCGACCUCUACGCCUCGUGUGGCCCGUUUGGCUAUUGCGACUAUGUCGGGCAUGUCCCAACAUGUCGUUGCCUCGACGGGUUUGAGCCCGUUGGUCUUGGUCUGAACUUUUCAGGAGGUUGCAGGAGAACAAUGGCCUUGACAUGCGGCAAGCAAAGUUAUUACCUGAACUUAACUCAGAUGAAGAUUCCCGACAAGUUUUUACAUGUCCCAAAUAAAAGCAUUGACGAUUGUGCGGCCGAGUGCAGCAACAAUUGUUUGUGCACAGCCUACACUAUGACCAACCAGUCAAGGUGUUUGAUCUGGCUAGGGGAGCUUAUCGACACGGGAAAGUAUGAUCAAUACGGCGAAAACCUGCACCUUCGACUUGCUGACUCUCCUGAGAAUAACAAAAUGGUAAAGAUAGUACUCCCCAUUAUAGCAUGCAUGUUGACACUCACAUGCAUAGCCCUUGUCUCGAUAUGCAAAUACAGAGCAAGAAAACGACAUAAAAAGGAUACCCAUAAGAGACAGAUGAUAGAAUAUCUUAACUCCUCAAUCGAAAUUGAAGACGAAGAUGUGGAUUUUCCGUUUGUUAGCUUCGAAGAUAUUGCCGCCGCAACAGAUAACUUCUCUGACUCGAACCAAAUUGGAAGGGGUGGUUUUGGAAAAGUUUACAAGGGAAUACUGGAAGGUGUCAAUGAAGUUGCUAUCAAAAGGCUUAGUAAGGAUUCUGGGCAAGGGAUAGAGGAGUUUAAAAAUGAAGUAGUUCUAAUUGCUAAAUUGCAGCAUAAAAACCUAGUUAGACUUCUUGGUUGUUGCAUUCACGGAGAUGAAAGGUUACUUAUCUAUGAAUACUUGCCCAAUAAAAGCUUGGACACCUUCCUUUUUGAUGCUGCAAGACAGUUUGUACUUGAUUGGCCCACACGUUUUAAAAUAAUUAAAGGGGUAGCAAGAGGGCUUCUUUACCUCCACCAAGAUUCAAGAUUAACUAUAAUUCAUAGAGAUCUCAAAGCAAGCAACAUUUUGCUGGAUUCAGAAAUGGUUCCCAAGAUUUCAGAUUUUGGUAUGGCAAGGAUCUUUGGUGGAAACCAACAACAAGCAAAUACUACUCGAGUUGUUGGGACAUAUGGUUACAUGUCACCUGAGUAUGUUAUGGGAGGUGCCUUUUCUGUAAAAUCAGACACGUAUAGCUUCGGUGUUCUUCUUUUGGAGAUUGUAAGUGGCUUAAAGAUCAGCUCACCCCAACUCGUUAUGAACUUUGUCGGCCUUACAGCUUAUGCAUGGAGACUAUGGGAAGAUGGAAAAGCAGCAGAAUUAGUGCACUCUUCGGUUAUUGAGACCUAUCAACUUCAUGAAGCUCUAAGAUGCAUUCAUGUUGGACUGCUGUGUGUUCAGGACCGACCUGAUGAUAGGCCACUCAUGUCAUCGGUUAUUUUUAUGUUAGAGAAUGAAAGUGCAUUGCUCUCAGCACCAAAGAAGCCUGCAUAUUUUGCACUGCGGAAUUUUGAAACCACAGAACCAAGAGAGAACAUAGAAAUUUCUGUGGAUGGAGUGAGUAACACAACACUAGUGGGUCGUUAGAUGUUUAAGCCCCCUUAUAUAUUUUGAAGAAUUUUAAGGGUUCGCUUUUAGUGUAUGCAAGUUUCAGUAUAUGUAGUUGUCUCUUGAUUGGUGAUUAUAUUGUACAGAGAAAGACCAUAA
This is a messenger RNA of Hordeum vulgare subsp. vulgare (domesticated barley), 2602 nucleotides long. RefSeq names its product G-type lectin S-receptor-like serine/threonine-protein kinase B120. Gene Ontology annotation, biological process: recognition of pollen; protein phosphorylation. Lineage: Eukaryota; Viridiplantae; Streptophyta; Magnoliopsida; Poales; Poaceae. Gene Ontology annotation, molecular function: ATP binding; protein serine/threonine kinase activity. The record is from RefSeq and is a predicted model, not a curated record. The transcript is spliced from 7 exons. The coding region runs from base 92 to 2482 and encodes 796 amino acids.